AUGAAUCAAUCCACUCCUUCUCGGUUCGUCCGCUGCUGCCUUUCGCCUACUGCAGCCACAGGUGCCCAAUGGAGCAGCAGGCCUGUACCUCCUGGGGCUCAUCUGCAAUCUCACUCACUCAUCCUCCUCCCCUCGUCCCCUUGCUGCUGUGUGAACGGCAGAGCGACGAAUCGGCGACAGGUGGCCAUUCGCCAUUUCACGUCCGCCCUUGCACUGGACCCUUUCUUCUGGUCUGCAUACGAGGAGCUCUGCAUUCUUGGAGCGGAAGCAGAAGCAUCACAGGCGUUCAACGAAACUGCUGCCCUGCACAUGGAGCAGCAGCAGCAGAGGGUUCAACAGGAAGUGUCAGUCCAGCAGCAGCAGCAACAGCCACAGCAGUGUUCUCAGCCGCAGCAACAGCAGUCAGGCCAGGGGCCGGAGCAAGGGCAAGAGUGGGUAGCGCCACCGCAGCAGCAGCCGGCACAGCAAGGGUUGAAUCCAGCUUCAAACUAUGUCACGCCUCCUGAGGCAGUGGUGAGCACGUGGAGGGACACAGCCUCGCCUCGCACCCCAGCAGGGCCUGUGGCGCCGGCUGUGAGCGCCGCCACGCGCAUGGCACACCGCCGCAAGAUGGUGGAUGAGAACAGACUGCGCAAUGUGGCUGGUCGUCUGUUUGCUGAGCCCAGCACCUUACGCCGCAGCACGCGGCUAGCAGAGGGUGGAGCAGGUGGGGGCGCUGCUGCUGGUGCUGCUGCUGGAUCGGCUUCGGCAGCACGGGGAAGCACCGGGGUUGGAGGAGGAGGAGGGGGCGGAGGAGGAGGGACGAGUAGGGGCUCUGUGGCUCGUCGGACGACGGAUGGGUCUAGUCCAGCCCGCAAACCACUUCUGCAUUCUAUCCCAGCCAUGCCCUCUUUGGACCUGGGGAAUGACGCUGCACCUCCUUCCAGUGCUGCUGCAGCUGCUGCUGCUGCUGGUGGUGGCGGAGGAGGAGGCAGGGCGUCUACAGCAUCAGCUGACCUUCCCGGAGCAACGCCGCAGGAUUGGGAGCCGAAGCAAGUGGCCCGGGAAGAGGACAGGGAGGCUCGGCAGCGGAUACAGCCUGGGAGAGAAAAGGCGGGAGGGGGAAGCCAUGCCUCCAAUGGUGGGGCUUCGUCUGCUGAUAGUGCUGCAGGAGGGAUGGGGGGAGGGGGAGCAGGAGCAGGCGAGGAGGUGGAAGGGAGAGGCGCGUUGGGAAGAGGGAGCAGUGGCGCAGAGGGAGGGGGGAGAGAGGGGGAAGGAGGGGAUGAGGUUGAGAGUGGGCAAGGGGGGGCGAAGAGUGGCGGGGGAGUGGGGUAUGGGGAGGCAGGGGAGGAUGGGAGUGCUGGGGGAGGGGCAGGAAAGGGGGGGGAGAGUGGGGCGUUGCUAGCAGUGCGGCUGCUGAAGCAAGUGGGACGAGCGUUCCUGCUGCUCUGCAUGAUGCGAUGCCAGGAGGCAAUCGAGGCGUUUUCUGAGCUCCCUGCUGCUCAAUACAACACACACUGGGUGCUGGUUCAGGUGGGCCGAGCGUAUGUGGACAUGGUGCAGUAUGGGGAGGCGGAGAGGGUGUUUGAGAUGGCACGCCAGGCCAGCCCUUGCCAUGUGGACGGCCUUGAUAUCUACUCCACCGUGCUCUUUCACAUGCGCAAGGAUGUGCAGCUCAGUCUGUUGGCUCAGGAGGCGAUAGCAGUGGACCGCAUGGCUCCCCAGGCAUGGUGUGUGAGUGGCAACCUCAUGAGUCUCACCAAGCAGCACGAGGCAGCGCUCAAGUUCUUCCGAAGAGCCACGCAGCUGGACCCCUCCUUCACCUACGCCCACACCCUCUGCGGCCACGAGUAUGCAGCAAUGGAGGAGCUAGAGGAUGCUGCGCUCUGCUUCCGCACCGCCAUUCGCCUUGAUGCUCGCCAUUACAACGCAUGGUACGGCCUGGGGUCUGUGCUGAUGAGGCAGGAGCGUUUUCACCUGGCAGAGUACCACUUCCGUACAGCACUCACUGUCAACCCCCACUCGUCUGUGCUGCAUACCUACCUAGGCGUCUGCCUGCACUCGCUCAAGAGGAGCAGCGACGCCCACGCGUCACUGCAGCAUGCAAUGCGCCUGGACCCGCGCAACCCGCUGCCGGUGUUCCAGCACGCGUACAUGCUGCUGGGGGACGAGCGGCUGGGGGAUGCGCUGCACGCUGCCAAGCAGCUGCUGCACGUGGCUGCCAGAGAGCCCUCCGUCUACUUCCUCCUCGGCAAGAUUUGCAAGAAGUUGGACCGACCAGAGGAGGCCCUGAUGCACCUCAACUGUGCUCUGGACUUGAAGCCACCAGCACAGCAAGUCAACCUCAUUAAGGCCUUUAUAGAGAAACUUAAUGUGCCAGACAACCUGGAAGAUGUUGAGGAGGAGGAAAGUAUUUAA
Molecule: messenger RNA, 2397 nt
Organism: Closterium sp. NIES-65
Lineage: Eukaryota; Viridiplantae; Streptophyta; Zygnematophyceae; Desmidiales; Closteriaceae
Source: the annotation of a GenBank genome assembly